Molecule: messenger RNA, 1818 nt
Organism: Cladophialophora carrionii CBS 160.54
Lineage: Eukaryota; Fungi; Ascomycota; Eurotiomycetes; Chaetothyriales; Herpotrichiellaceae
Product: L-ascorbate oxidase
Exons: 7
Coding region: 1-1818 (605 amino acids)
Molecular function (GO): copper ion binding; oxidoreductase activity
Source: RefSeq, a predicted model, not a curated record
AUGUUUCUCACAGUACUUCAACUCCUGCUCUUCUGGUUGCCGGUGACAAUUGCCAUUGCGCCGGGUCCGCAAGCCUUUCCAGACUAUGUGCUUGUUGCCACGGCGCAAAACAUUAGCAUCAACUGUCAAACCAGAUACUCCGUGGUGUUCAAUGGCACGAGCCCCGGCCCACCUUUGUUCCUCAGGGAGAAUUACACAACAUGGGUGAGAGUCUACAACAGGAUCGAGAAUGAGAAUCUUACUGUGCAUUGGCAUGGCUUGUCACAGAGGACCUCGCCGUUUUCAGACGGGACACCUGCGGUCUCGCAAUGGCCUAUCGCUCCGAGUGAGUUCUUCGAUUACUCCAUCACACCGCAGAUCGGGGACGCCGGCUCUUUCUUCUAUCACUCCCACGUAGGAUUCCAGUCCAAUACUGCCCAAGGUGUUGUUAUCGUCGGGGAAGCGCAAAACAAGGCCCCACCGUACAGUUAUGACGAGGAUCUAUCACUGUUCAUCCAAGACUAUUUUCCCAGGAACGACUCGUCGAUAGAGGAGGGUCUUGUUGCCAAUCCCUUUCGGUGGUCUGGUGAAGCGGAGGCCAUCUCCAUCAAUGGCUUCAGUGGGAAUUCUUCGUUCAGCAACGCUUCUGAGGCGUCGUGCACUCCCUAUGUCAUCAGCCUCGUCCCUGGGCGGGUGUAUCGGGUUCGCUUCAUCAGCGCCACAGCACUCUCCCUCGUCACCAUCGGUAUUGAAAACCAUUCGAACUUGACUAUUAUUGAGGCGGACGGUUCAUACACCAAGCCGUGGAGUACUGAUCGUGUUCAGCUCGGCAGCGGGCAACGAUUCAGUAUCCUUCUCCGGGCAAAGACGAGAACUGAGCUCGCAGCAGCGGGCAACAGAACAGAUUUUUGGGUCCGAUACGAAAAUCGAGAGAGACCCAACAACGUUUCCGGAUACGCUUUGUUACAUUAUGACAUUGUCAACCGUUCCACGAACCUCCCGCCUAGUCUGCCUACAACACCACCGAUUACCCUAUCUCGCAACGUGACCGGCUGGGCCGAGUACUCUCUCGAGGCGCUGAACCCAGCUGAACCGUUCCCCAGGCUGUCAGAGGUGACGCGAACGAUCUAUAUUACUAUGCAGCAGGUCAUCCGCGUUGGUGCCUUCGUCAACGGGACGAUUAAUGGGACAUUGCAAUGGGCACAGAACAACCUAGUCUGGCAGACGGUUCAACGCGAAUCUAACAACAGCGCCCCCUACCUUGUCCAGCUCUACACUACUGGACAAACGCCGAAUUAUACCGCCGCGUUGCAGAAUGGCGGCUGGGAUCCAUAUAGCAACGCCUUCCCUGCUCUACCUGGCGAGGUGCUCGACAUCGUCUGGCUAAGCAACUCCGGGCCGACGGGCGGGUGGGAUUUCCAUCCUAUGCAUGCUCAUGGGAAGCAUUAUUUCGAUCUGGGUUCUGGAAACGGCACCUACAAUGCAACGGCCAAUGAAGUACACUUUGAAAACUACACACCGGCCCCCCGUGAUACCACGAUCUUGUACAGGUACGCCACAUCGGGUCAGAAGAACUACACGUCCGGCUGGCGGGCGUGGCGGAUCCGCGUUACAGAAGAUGAUGUCGGCGCGUGGAUGAUGCACUGUCACAUUCUCCAACACAUGAUCAUGGGCAUGCAGACGGUCUGGGUCUUCGGGAACAGCAGCUCGAUUCUGAGCAAGUUCCCCACGCAACCGUAUGUGAAUGGAUACCUCAACUACGGCGGAGACGCGUACGGGAAUGAUUCGUUCGACCCGUUGGUGGACGCAUUCCCGAACAACACCACCCGGUUCGGCUGA